AUGACGCCUCGCGGGGAGAAGAUCAUGCGGGCGAGGAACCCGAGCAGCGCGAGGGACACGUACCGGGAGCGCCCGGAGGCGUUCCGGAGGGAGCAAGACGACGGCAUGCCGAGCUGGACGCCGCGGUCGUGGGGCGGGGGGAGCCAGCGGAGCCAACGGAGCGGCGGCGGCGACGGCGGCGGCGGGCCGGAGGGCGGCAGAGGCGGGUGGGAGGCGUUCAAGGCAAGGUUUUGGAGGUCGAACGGCGGCGACGCCGCGCCGCGCGCGCCGCCGCCGCGGCCUCGGGACGCGCGCGAGGAGCGGUACCGCGCGGAGAGGAACCAACGCGUGGGGAGACUGAGACGCGCGUUAUCAGAUAACGGCGGGUCGAGCGGUCGAGCCGCGUCGUCCCUCUCCUCCUCCCGCCCGCCCCCGCCCGCGUUCGAGUUCGAGUUCGACGACAUCGAGGAAGGGUUCGAGCGCGACGACGGCGUCGAGAUGCGCGAGACGGCGGCGGCGGCGGCGAGGACGAGGGCGCGGCACGAGAGGAUGGGAGCGCCGGCGCGCGCGAGAGGGGAGCCGCGCCCGGCGGCGGCGGCGGCGGUGCCGCCGUCGUCGCGACGCGCGCGCGCGGAGGCGGCGCGAGCGCCGCCGUUGAGACAUCCGCUCGAGCAGUGGUCGCUCCGGCAGCAGCAUGAGCUCAAGAAGCGAGGGUACGCGGACGAGGACUUCUCGCCGUAUCGAUACACCCCGGAGGGGCGCGGGCACGCUCAAAAUUAG
Messenger RNA from Micromonas pusilla CCMP1545, 759 nucleotides. RefSeq lists its product as uncharacterized. The transcript has a single exon. The record is from RefSeq and is a predicted model, not a curated record. The coding region runs from base 1 to 759 and encodes 252 amino acids. NCBI's taxonomy places the organism in Eukaryota, Viridiplantae, Chlorophyta, Mamiellophyceae, Mamiellales, Mamiellaceae.